Messenger RNA from Schistosoma haematobium, 1718 nucleotides. RefSeq names its product Glucosyltransferase-like protein, variant 2. Gene Ontology annotation, biological process: protein N-linked glycosylation. Gene Ontology annotation, molecular function: dolichyl pyrophosphate Man9GlcNAc2 alpha-1,3-glucosyltransferase activity. Bases 149 to 1672 code for a protein of 507 amino acids. The record is from RefSeq and is a predicted model, not a curated record. Lineage: Eukaryota; Metazoa; Platyhelminthes; Trematoda; Strigeidida; Schistosomatidae. The transcript has 2 exons. Gene Ontology annotation, cellular component: endoplasmic reticulum membrane.
ACAGCGCCAACUUCAGUGCUUAAUGCUGACGUAUGGUCGGCUCACACGGAAUUUUGUAAAAAACGUGGUAAUUGAGCGGCUAUAACAAAUAAAACUGCAAGACUAUCAUUUGUGGACGAAUCAGUCAGUACAACGGAUCGUAACAGUCAUGGUAAAUGUGAAUGUCGAUAACUUGGUUAAAAUUUGUCUACCUAUGUUCAUUGGAAUAGCCUUACGCUCAUCUACCAGUUUACACCCAUAUUCCGGCGAAAAUAAACCACCCAUGUAUGGUGACUAUGAAGCUCAACGUCAUUGGAUGGAAAUCACCGUUAAUUUACCAUCCGCAGAAUGGUAUAUCAACUCAACACAUAAUGAUUUAAAUUAUUGGGGGUUAGAUUAUCCACCUGUUACGGCAUAUCAUAGUUGGCUGAUGGGUAAACUAGCUAAUAUAAUUGACCGUGAUUGGGUUCAGUUGUACACAUCGAGGGGUUUCGAAUCUAAAGAGCACAAAUUGUUUAUGCGUUAUACUGUACUGGUAGCUGACUUAUUGUUUUUUAUACCUUCUGUAUUACUGUAUUUUUAUUAUGUUCUGCCUAGCAUUAUGAAUAAUAAGUCACAAAUUAGUGGAUUUUAUUCAGCAUGCCUAACAUUAACUUAUCCUGGUCUUAUAUUGAUUGACCAUGGACACUUCCAAUAUAAUUGUAUCAGUCUUGGUUUAUAUUUGAGCGGAAUUAAUUUCCUCCUCCUAGAGUGGGAUAUGCUCGGUUCUAUAUUAUUUUGUUUAGCCAUAGGUUAUAAACAAAUGGAACUAUAUCAUGCGUUGCCAAUUUUUUUCUUUUUAUUAAGCAACUGUAUUUACAGAAAAUCUGUGCGCAGUGGAAUAACACAUCUAGCUAGACUGAGCUGUGUCGUUUUCUUGACAGUAUUUUUGAUAUUUGCACCGUUUUUACUAACAACCGAUUUGAAUCUUUCAUUUCAAGUCGUCCGACGUUUAUUUCCGUUUGAUCGCGGUAUUUACGAAGAUAAAGUAUCUAAUUUUUGGUGUGCUACAUCACCGCUAGUAAAGUGGCGUUCACUUCCUACGUCAUCCUUAACCUUAUCGUCUACUAAACUGGUGUGGGUUAGUGUCCUGCUCGUACUGACUACAUGCCUUCCAUUUUGUAUAGUUUUAUUGAAGAAGUCUAAAAACCAAAAAUUUCUGAUUUCUCUAGCACUAUGUGCGUUAAAUUUCUACCUAUUUUCCUUCCAAGUUCAUGAAAAAUCAAUUUUGUUAGUGUCUAUCCCUGCUUUGUGUUUGCUACCUUUUUAUCCCAUAUCGUCAUUUUUGUUCUCUUUAUGCUCUACUCUUAGUAUGUGGCCAUUAUUUAAAAAGGACGGUUUACAAUUGGCUAGUUUAUGUUUAACAUGUAUACAUACCAUUCUAGGCUGUUUUAUAAUACUUAAAAGUAACAAUAGUGAUAAACAUGUUGCUGAGAAAAAGAAAUUACAAAAUAGUGCUACCAGUAAUAAUAUCAUCUCUAUAUUUAUCAUUCUUUUUAUUCUUAUUGGCUAUAGUAUCUUGAUUAUCGGUGACUUACUGAAUAAACCUCCUGUAGCAUAUCCCGAUUUAUUUCCUUUGUUACUUUCUAUGUACUCCUUCACGCUGUUUUUCUUAUUCAUGCUCUAUUGGCAGUUAGAAGUUAUUUUUAUGUAAAACUUUGUGUUUAGUUAUGUUUCUAAGAAAAAUAUAUGUUCAUGAA